Messenger RNA from Fusarium oxysporum Fo47, 1482 nucleotides. RefSeq names its product major facilitator superfamily domain-containing protein. The transcript has 3 exons. Gene Ontology annotation, biological process: transmembrane transport. Gene Ontology annotation, molecular function: transmembrane transporter activity. The record is from RefSeq and is a predicted model, not a curated record. Gene Ontology annotation, cellular component: membrane. The coding region runs from base 1 to 1482 and encodes 493 amino acids. NCBI's taxonomy places the organism in Eukaryota, Fungi, Ascomycota, Sordariomycetes, Hypocreales, Nectriaceae.
AUGGCAGAGAAAGGCAAAGUGGUUUCAUCCGAGAAGGUCCAAGGCGCACAAGACCUGACCCCGGGCUCAGACUCGGACGCUCCUGUUGUCGCUGUCCUACAAGAGACACCUAAGAGGAGCUGGAAGUCGUACAUAUGGGAUACCUUUGACAAAUCACCGGAGGAGCGCAGGUUCUUAUUCAAGCUUGAUGCUGCUCUUAUGACGUUGGCGUCGUUGGGGUACUUUAUUAAGUACUUAGAUCAGGUGAACAUCAACAAUGCGUUCGUGUCUGGGAUGAAAGAAGACAUGAAUCUGUUCGGAAAUGAGUUGAACUAUAUGCAAACUUGCUGGACUGUUGGAUAUGUCAUCGGCGAAAUCCCAAGUAACAUGUUAUUGACGCGCAUCCGACCGAGUAUCUGGAUCCCCGCCUGCGAAGUAACUUGGUCCGUCCUCACAAUCCUUCUCACGAAAUGCACAAACGCCACUCAACUCUACGUCCUUCGUUUCUUCAUUGGUCUUGCAGAGAGUACAUUCUACCCUGGAAUGCAAUACAUCGUCGGCUCAUGGUAUCGUAAAGACGAACUUGCCAAACGAUCAUGCUUGUUCCACGCCAUGGGAAAUGUUGGAUCCAUGGUCUCAGGCUAUCUUAUGGCUGGGUCUCAUAACCUCGAUGGCGUGCAUGGAUAUCACGGAUGGCAGUGGUUAUUCAUCACCAACACAGUUGUUUCUCUCCCCAUCGCCAUAGCAGGUUUCUUCUUCCUACCAGAUCUUCCCGAGAUUACCAGGGCUUGGUACUUCACACCAGAGGAUAUCGCCUUAGCAAAGAAACGUAUGGAACUUGAAGGUCGAGCUCAACGAUCACCUUACACGAAAGCAAAGUUCAAAAAGAUCUUCACGAGCUGGCAUAUCUACACCUUGGUUCUUCUCUACAUUCUCUUCAACAACGGCAACGGCGGAAACUCACAACCCGCAUUUCCCCUCUGGCUCAAGUCAGAAGGCUACUCCAUCCGCGACGUGAAUCUCUACCCUACCAUCGUCGAAGUAAUCAGCGUCAUAACAACACUAAUCUACGCCUGGACAUCAGACAGUCUCUUCCGCGGCGCACGCUGGCCCGCCAUCGUAUUCUCCGGCUUGGUAAAAAUAAUAGCCUACGUCGGACUAACGGUUUGGAAAGUUCCUACGCCGUUUACGUGGGUAUGUUUCAUGCUCUGCGGCUUUGGGGGCGGGAUAAGUGGACUUACGUUUGCAUGGGCACAUGAGAUUUGUAGUGAUGAUAAUGAGGAACGGGCAUUGGUUACGGGGGCGAUGAAUCAGAUGGCGUAUGUGUUUCAGGCGUGGUUGCCGUUGAUUAUAUGGCAGCAGGUUGAGGCGCCGGUUUAUCCGAGGGGGUAUCCUACUAUGGUUGGGAUGGCGGUGGGGUUGAUUGGGAUUGCGUUUACGAUUAGGGCUUUGCAUAAGAGGCAGAUUAUAGGGCACAGGCAUGCGCUGGUGGGUGAGGCGUAA